AUGCAGCUCGGCCUCGUCGUCCUCGCCCUCGCGGGCCUCGCCACCGCCCACAUGCAAAUGUCGUCGCCGCCUCCCUUCCGGUCCAAGUACAACCCCUACACCACCAGCGUCGACUACGACAUGAACAACCCCCUCCCGGACUCGGGCUCCGCGUACCCGUGCAAGGGCUACCACAAGCUGCUCAACACCAACCAGGGCCGGUCCGUGGCCAACUGGACCGCCGGCGAGGCCUACAGCAUCUCGCUCGAGGGCAGCGCCACGCACCAGGGCGGCUCGUGCCAGGUCUCGCUGUCCUACGACGCCGGCGCCUCCUUCACCGUCAUCCGCUCCUUUGUCGGCGGCUGCCCGCUCACCAAGGAUUGGGGGUUCACCCUGCCCGCCGACACGCCCGCCGGCGACGCCCUCUUUGCCUGGUCGUGGUUCAACAAGAUUGGCAACCGCGAGAUGUACAUGAACUGCGCGCACGUCACGGUCCAGGGGGGCGGCCAGGGGAACUACUCCUCGUCCGAGGCCGCGUGGGCGUCGCGGCCGAGCAUCUUUGUGGCCAAUGUGAACAAUGGGUGUGGCACCGUGGAGGGCGCCGACGUCAUGUUCCCGCAGCCGGGGCCGGAUGUGAGCAACAUUUCGAAGAAGACGGCCAAGCCUGUUGGCAGCUGUAAGUAG
Molecule: messenger RNA, 663 nt
Organism: Metarhizium brunneum ARSEF 3297
Lineage: Eukaryota; Fungi; Ascomycota; Sordariomycetes; Hypocreales; Clavicipitaceae
Source: RefSeq, a predicted model, not a curated record